UCAACCUUUCCGGUGAAAAACCGAAGAGAAUCACUGAGAACUUAAUUUAUCCAAUUGACUCCACUUUAAUAUGAGCGGUGGCAUCUACGGCGGAGAUGAGGUCAGUGGUGUUGUUUUCGACGCUGGAUCUCAUAGCUUUCGUGUUGGUUUUGCUGGGGAAGAGUACCCAAAGGGCGACAUUCCGUCCUACAUGGCAGUGCAAGAGGUGGAAGCAGAUGGUGAUGUGGAAAUGAAAGAAGGCGCGCAACCUGAUACAAACAUCAAAAAGAAGAGAAACGUCUUCAUUGGAACUACGAAAAUAGUUGUUCCGAGGCCUAAAACGACCAUUGAAACAUUCAUGAAAGAUGGGAUGAUUGAGGACUGGGAGAUGUUCGAAAAUCUUCUUGAUUAUUCUUACAACGAAGUAUUGUACAGUGAAGCACAAUAUCAUCCAGCAUUAUUUACAGAAAGCGCGUGGAAUGACAAAGCGAAAAGGGAACGUUUGACUGAGCUUGCUUUUGAGAAGUACAAUAUUCCGGCCUUUUUCUUGGUGAAAAAUGCAGUGCUAACAGCUUUUGCUAAUGGUCGAACAAGUGGAUUGGUUGUUGACAGUGGCGCUACUCAAACUUCGGCAGUUCCUGUUUACGAUGGAUAUGCUGUCACUCAUGCUGUGGUACGCUCUCCCAUUGGAGGUGAUGUCAUAUCAGAGCAACUGCAAUAUAUGCUUGACGAACAGAAAAUAGAGUUGGUGCCCACGUACUUGAUAGGUGGAAAGGAUGAAGUGCUGGAAAAUGAAGCGCCAAGGUGGACGAAAAAGAAAAACUUACCAGAAGUGACUGAAAGCUACGAUAAGUUCAUGAGGAAACAGAUCUUGGAAGAUAUGGCUGUCUCAAUUUUGCAACUUUGCGAUACUCCAUUGGACGCAGAAUACGCAGAAAAGUUGCCUUCGGCUCCAUAUUCUUUCCCAAAUGGAUUCACGAAGGAGUUCCUUGCCGAGCGGAUAAAAGUCCCGGAAGCAUUGUUCGAUCUCAAAUACCUUCGCAACAUGCCAGCUACGCAAUCCACAAUGUUAAAUGUAACGCAGAUCGCAACAACGGCAGCGGGAAUGUGUGACAUAGAUAUCCGACCAACUUUGUACAGUGGGUUGAUGGUGACUGGAGGUAACUCGUUGAUUCUUGGUUUUACGGAGAGGCUCAAUCAUGAUCUGGCCCACAAGUGCCCACCGACGAUCAAGCUGAGAGUUUCUGCUGCGCCCACCCCCAUGGAGAGGCGGUUUGGAGCUUGGAUCGGUGGCUCGAUUUUGGGGUCUUUGGGAUCGUUCCAGCAGAUGUGGAUUGCCAAGUCGGAAUAUGAGGAAACUGGCCGAACCAUCGUCGAAAAUCGCUGUCCUUAAUGUUCCUUUCUUGUGAAUCCGUUUCAGUUGGUUGUUUUUCUUUGAAUGGUAGAACUACGGAUUGCCUUUCAAAUUUGGACUACUACCUUCCAUGUUAUAUUUUUGUUUGUGAGAGCUGUUGUGAAAGAGCAGCGCGAUUUGCUUGUAAGAAUUGAUCUCCUUUGCACUUGACUGAAUACAGUAAACUCCCCACUUGCAUAUUUAUACUUCCCAUUUCCGCAUGUCUAUUGGAAAUGAAUUCUCAAAAAAUUAACACCCCUAGUUUCAAGGUUUAGUCCUGUAUCUUUUCUUCUAUACUGUCUGGAAUCCUGCUGUAGCUUCACUCGGUUGAGAUGUGGUUACUAAAUUUGCUUCUCCGGAAGGUGAAUGCAAGCACGAAGGAUGAAAUCUUUUUUGUCUCAAUGGAAGAGCAUUCUAAGCCUCUUUCGCAAGAAUGCUCCUGGAUGAGCUCGUUGAAAGGAUUUAAGAGACUAGAAGGGCCAAGGUUUCCUGAUGGUUCUAUAAAUUGGCAGUGCCCUUGUAUGGCUGGUGGGUCACUCGUUGCACACAGAUGUGGUCAUUACUUUCGGAAAUUGUAUGUUUGUAUGUCGGCAGAUGAGGAACAAGACGUAACCAUCAGAUGUCCUGAGCAGUUCGUAGACUGGGCAGCUUGCAUGCAGAACAUGACAGAAGAACGGCGUAUGCAAAUGAGAGAGCACCUUCUCGAAGCUGCUGAUGAAAAGAAGAUUACAUGAUAUUUCUUCUACUUGGUACUGUCAUUAGGUUAUCAAAGAUGAAUUAAAAUAAAAGUCCCAUG
Cylicocyclus nassatus is the source of this 2168-nucleotide messenger RNA. NCBI's taxonomy places the organism in Eukaryota, Metazoa, Nematoda, Chromadorea, Rhabditida, Strongylidae. The record is from the annotation of a GenBank genome assembly.